Microthlaspi erraticum is the source of this 687-nucleotide messenger RNA. The record is from the annotation of a GenBank genome assembly. Lineage: Eukaryota; Viridiplantae; Streptophyta; Magnoliopsida; Brassicales; Brassicaceae.
AUGGCUUCAGCUGCGAUUUCUUCACUCUCGUAUCACUUCCGUUCACAGGAACCGAUCUUCUCAUCGAAAACUCCAACCUCUGUUUCGACGGCCUUAACGGGAAGGAGAACAUUUGGAUCUAUCAAAGCAGCUCAAGUGAAAAGCCAUGAGAACCCGAGACGACGCACUCAGAACGUUGAAGGCGAUCUCUUUGUCGACAAUACUUGUAUCGAUUGUGAUACAUGUCGUUGGAUGGUUCCGGAAGUAUUCACCAGAGUGGACAACAUGUCUGCGGUUAUUAAACAACCAACCUGUAAGGAACAAAGGCUUAAUGUUCUUCAGGCCUUGUUAUCCUGUCCUACGGGAUCUAUUCGCACUGAAACUCCACCUACUGACAUAGUGGAAGCUCAAGAAACCUUUCCACUUGCAUUGGACAAAGACACACUCCCUGGAGUUUUUCAUUGUGGGUUUCAUUCCAAGAAAUCAUAUGGAGCAACUUCCUACUUGAUCCUUCAUCAUGAGGGAAAUAUACUUGUUGAUAGUCCCAGGUAUGUAGAGAAACUUGCUGGAAAGAUUGAGAAGAUGGGUGGUGUUCGCUACAUGUUCUUGACACACAGGGAUGAUGUUGCGGAUCACAAGAAAUGGGCAGACCGAUUCAACUCUACCAGAAUUCUGCAUUCUGAAGAUAAAAAAGAUUAUGUGGUUUAG